AUGAAUAAAGGGAGAACUGAGGGCAUAACCUUUACUAAGGAACCGUUCAUGGAGGAUGCGGGGCCUCGUAAGAUAAAGAACAUGAAGUUCUCCAUGUUAUCAGAAUCGGAAAUAAGCAAACUUGGUGAAGUUCAAGUGUGGAAAGGUUCCUACUAUGAUUCCUUUAAGAAGCCUAUUCAUGGUGGCUUGUUGGACCCUCGCAUGGGUCCUGCUAAUAAGAGUCUUGUCUGUGCUACAUGCCAUGGGAACUUUCAUGAUUGUCCAGGGCACUAUGGAUACUUAAACCUUGCCCUUCCUGUUUUCAAUGUUGGAUAUUUAGGUACCAUUGUGGAAAUACUGAAGUGCAUUUGUAAGGGUUGUGCUCGAAUUCUCCUUGAUGAAGAUACCCGGAAAAAACAUUUGAAGAAAAUGAGAAGUUCCAAAAAGAGUGAACUGGAUAAGAUUGGUUUUGUGAAAGAUCAUAUAAUUAAAGAUUGUAGCAAAGUUGUGAAUUGCCCAAGAUGUGGAUAUAUCAACGGUUCAGUAAAGAAGCUUCCAGCUUCACUGAUCAUCAUGCAUGAUUGUUCAAAAUGUAAAAAUACCGUAGUUGAAGAGCUUGAAUCCACACUUUCUCGUAUAAAAGACUCUAGGGCGAUCACAAAUGUGUCUAAUCGAAUUCUUAACCCUUUCCAAGUUCUUUCCCUCUUUAGAAAGAUGCUUGAUGAGGAUUGUGAAUUAAUUUAUGUUGCUGAAAGACCAGAGAAACUUAUAAUAACAAACAUUAUUGUGCCACCUAUAGCUAUUCGACCUUCAGUUGUAAUGGAUCAAUCACUGAGCAAUGAAAAUGACAUAACAGAGAGGCUAAAGAACAUAAUCCAAGCAAAUGCUGUUCUGCGCCAGGAAUUACAAGAAUCAAGUGUUUCAUCCAAAUUUCUGGAUGGUUGGGAGAUCCUUCAAAAUGAAGUUGCUCAAUUCAUUAAUAGUGAUGUUCGUGGUAUACCAUUUUAUAUGCAAUCGACCAAGCAAUUGGCUGGUUUUGUUCAGCGCUUGAAAGGUAAGCAUGGGCGUUUCCGUGGCAACUUAUCUGGAAAACGAGUUGAAUAUACAGGCAGAACAGUUAUUUCUCCGGAUCCUAAUCUGAAGAUUUCUGAGGUUGCAAUACCCAUCCAUAUGGCUCGUAUCCUGACUUAUCCGGAGCGUGUUACUCACCAUAACAUAGAAAAGUUGCGACAAUGUGUGAGAAAUGGUCCUGAUAAGUAUCCUGGUGCGAGAAUGCUUAGGCGUGAUGGAGGACUCUCAUGGUCCUUAAAAGUACUUUGUAGAAAGCGUGCAGCAGAUGAAUUGAGGAUUGGUGAUAUUGUUGAUCGCCAUUUAGAAGAUGGAGACAUUGUGCUUUUCAAUAGGCAACCAAGUUUACAUCGGAUGUCUAUAAUGUGUCACAGGGCAAGGAUUAUGCCUUGGAGAACUUUAAGAUUCAAUGAAUCUGUAUGUAACCCAUAUAAUGCUGACUUUGAUGGUGAUGAGAUGAACAUGCAUGUCCCACAGACCGAGGAGGCUCGGACAGAGGCUAUUCUGUUGAUGGGGGUGCAAAACAAUUUAUGCACACCAAAAAAUGGCGAAAUUCUGGUUGCUUCUACUCAAGACUUUUUAACGUCUUCCUUUCUCAUAACCCGAAAAGAUACUUUUUAUGACCGUUCUACCUUUACACUUAUAUGCUCAUACAUAGGGGAUGGCAUGGAUCUUAUUGAUCUGCCAACUCCUGCAAUUAUUAAGCCAGUUGAACUUUGGAGUGGUAAGCAGUUAUUUAGCAUUCUACUGCGCCCACAUGCAAAUAUGAGAGUCUAUGUGAAUCUUACUGUUAAAGAGAAAACAUACACAAAGCUUGAUGACAAGAAAAGAGAAUUGAAAACAUUGUGCCCAAAUGAUGGGUUUGUUUAUUUUCGUAAUAGUGAGUUGAUCUCUGGCCAAAUUGGAAAGGUUACUUUAGGAAAUGGCAAUAAGGAUGGACUGUUCUCUGUGCUACUGAGAGACUAUAAAGCACAUGCAGCUGCAUCUUGCAUGAAUCGUCUAGCUAAGUUGAGUAACCUUGAGAGGGUGUAUGUGGAUCAAAGCAAGCAUGAGCUCUGCUAUUUGAUUCGUCUUAGCAAAAGCAAACUGAUUCUGCAGGGAAAUGCUCGGUGGAUUGGUAAUCAUGGGUUUUCUAUAGGCAUUGAUGAUGUCCAACCAAAAGAGGUACUGAUUAACAAGAAAGAUGAAACACUUUCAGAAGGUUAUAGGAAAUGUGAUCAUCACAUAGAAGCUUUCAAUAAAGGAAAACUAGAACUCAUAGCUGGUUGUGAUGCUGCUCAAACUUUAGAGACUCAGAUUACUGGGGUAUUAAAUGGACUACGUGAUACCGCAGGGAAGGUUUGCAUGCAAACCCUGCACUGGAGAAAUAGUCCAUUGAUCAUGUCGCAAUGUGGAUCCAAAGGAUCUCCUAUUAAUAUCAGUCAAAUGGUUGCUUGUGUUGGUCAACAGUCAGUUGGUGGUCGCCGUGCCCCUAAUGGGUUCAUGGAUCGGAGCCUUCCACAUUUCCCUAAAAGUGCAAAAACCCCUGCGUUAAAACUAGAAACCACAAACCAAGAGUUGACACAAGGACUAGGAGGGUCGUCCAUAUGGAGGUGCCAUGCCUUUGCUCUGAUGAACAAAGUUUGGCACAUAGUUAUCAUGCAGCUAGCUCCAACCAAGGCUAAAGGUUUUGUUGCUAAUUCCUUUUACAGUGGGUUGUCAGCUACUGAGUUUUUCUUCCAUACAAUGGGAGGCCGAGAAGGGCUUGUUGAUACAGCGGUUAAAACUGCAGAUACUGGAUACAUGUCACGACAAUUAAUGAAAUCCAUGGAGGAUUUGUUCUUACAUUAUGAUUACACUGUAAGAAAUGCGGGUGGUUCUAUUGUUCAAUUUUGUUAUGGAGAUGAUGGCAUGGAUCCAGGAGGCAUGGAAGGAAAAAAUGGAAAACCAUUAAAUUUUGAGCGGUUGUUUCUUAAAAGCAAGGCCAUAUGUCCCAAUGAGGAAGAUGAUGAAAUUUUAUCUUCCUCUGAUGUGUGUAAAGUAGUUAAAGAUAAGCUCUCAGAAAUUGGUAUGUCAAGGGAAGUGGAUAAAGGAGUUUUAGAGGUGGGCUUCUCUGCAGAUUUUGUAGAGUCUCUACAGUCUUUUGUCAAUGAUAAUACAAAAUUAACAGAAGAAGCUUUCACUGAUGACAAUUCUCAAAUCCUGAAAAAUUUUGGGCAGAGGAUAUCUGGGAUCACUCGUAGACAACUAGAGGUUUUUUUGAAUAUUUGUCUAUCUCGUUAUCAUUCAAAAAAAAUGGAGGCUGGAGCUCCUGUUGGUGCUACUGGAGCUCAUAGUAUUGGAGAGCCCGGGACCCAGAUGACUUUGAAAACUUUCCACUUUGCUGGAGUUGCAAGCAUGAAUGUCACUCUUGGAGUUCCUCGUGUCAAAGAAAUAAUGAAUGGAAACAAAAAAAUCAGCACACCAAUUAUCACCGCAAUACUUGAGAAAGGUGACAAUGCAAAUACUGCAAGGAUAGUUAAAGGUCGAAUAGAAAAAACAAAUUUAGGCCAGGUUGCAAAGAGUAUAAAAGUUGUCAUGACGUCAAGAUUAGCGUCAGUUGAUAUCACCCUUGACAUGGAAAGAAUCCAGGAUGCACAUCUAAAUAUAGAUGCUAAUAUUGUAAAAGAAUCAAUUUUACAAACUAAGAAGACGAAACUGAAGCCAGAGCACAUAAAGAUUUUAGAUAUUAAAAAGCUUCGAGUUGUUCCCCAAGAUGCUGAUAGAAGCAAAUUGCAUUUUCAACUUCACUAUCUCAAAAAUUUGCUUCCAACAGUUGUAGUAAAGGGAAUUAAAACUGCUGAUCGAGUUGUUAUCAGCAAAGAAGAAGAUAAAAUCACCAAGGCUGAAAAGUUCAAAUUACUGGUAGAAGGCACUGGCUUUCGGGAGGUUAUGGGUAUUGAAGGGGUUGAUGGAUGUAAAACUCUUAGUAAUCAUAUCCUUGAAGUGCGGGACACACUGGGAAUUGAAGCUGCCAGAGAGUGUAUUGUUAAGGAGAUAAAGUAUACAAUGGUGGAUACUCAUGGAAUGAAUAUAGACACGCGCCAUAUGAUGCUUUUAGCAGAUGUGAUGACAGCCACGGGUCAUAUCCUCGGAAUAAACAGAUUUGGAAUUUCAAAGAUGGGUAAAAGUGUGUUAAUGCUUGCAUCAUUUGAGAGGACAGCAGAUAUUCUUUUCCAGGCAUCUGUACGGGGGAGGGAUGACUCGAUUGGUGGAGUAAGUGAAUCCAUAAUCAUGGGUAUACCAAUUACAAUAGGUUCUGGAAUGAUCCAGGUCAAACAAAGGUUGGAUCUUCCGGAGUUGCCUCAUGGAGCCCGUCCUCUUCUAGCUUGA
Molecule: messenger RNA, 4398 nt
Organism: Sphenostylis stenocarpa
Lineage: Eukaryota; Viridiplantae; Streptophyta; Magnoliopsida; Fabales; Fabaceae
Source: the annotation of a GenBank genome assembly